UCUUCAGCACCAUAUUCAAACAAAAAAUCAUUUUACAACAGAAAACGUAAAUGCACCGGGAAAAUGCAAUCAAACACAUUAUCUCAUUGACCAAAAAAAAAAAAAAUCCUUCACAGAUAAACAGAGUAUUCUGAAUUUUCCAUCUGUCAUCAAAAUUCAAUUCAAUUUUUUUUUUCUUUCUGAUUCAUCCAAUACUAAGCUACACAAUCUGAAUUUGGGGGAGUUCCUGAUUGUGUGGGACUGAUCAGAUACACACAUCUAUACAGUACUAUAAAACUACAGAACUGAGGGGUCAUACAUUCCACUUGUAAUUCAAUUGAAACAUCCAAGACAAUAUAGGACUCCCCAUAUUUCUUUUCAUCACUCCACAUACACUUAUGUGUCUAUCAAUCCCUCAUUAAACACACAGAGAAAAACAAAAAAAGUCACGUACUAAACCCUAACUCCCUCAAGACCCACAUCACUUUGGGUACUUCCAAGAUUCAAUUUUUCUGAGAAAAAUAAACACACCCAAUGGAAGAAAACGAUGUUCUACCUGACGAUCAACGGUGUAACAGAACUGACGGCCGUCAAUGGCGGUGUAAACGGCGUGUAGUUGAAGGUAAAAAACUCUGUGAAAUUCACUAUGUGCAAGGUCGUCACAGGUCGUUAAAACAGAAAGUACCUGAAUCGCUGAAAAUCGUUAGAAAUACGAAAAACAAAAAGAAACCCAAGAUUCAGAAUUCAAAAGGGUGUCUAGAAAUUGGGUUUUCAAAGAGUGAAAGGGCGUUGAGAAAAUUCAAGAAAACGAAACCCCUUAAGCGUAAACCUUGUGUUUCUGAGGCAUUAGAUGAAGCUUUGAGGAGAAUGGAGCUGAAAAGAGGUGAUUUGCCGUUAGAAUUGAUUCGGGUUUUCUUGAAACGACAAGUAGAGAAGAAAAAUGAGAAGGAAUUGAAGAAUGAUAGUGCUGAAUUGAUGAGGGAAUUCCCUAAUGCUGUAAUGGCUAUUCCUUCUAUACCUGCAGAGAAUUUUAACAAUGCAGGUUCUGUUUUAGAUAUAAAAUUAGGAUUGGAUUCUAGCUCUAGCCCCUUUUCGUUAAGGCGUUACCGAUCAAAAAAUAUUGAACCCCUUCCAAUUAGUACAAUGCAGGCUGUGCCAUUUGCUAGGAAUGGGAAGAAUUUACGUAAAGUAAAGAGAAGGUUGUGUCACUGGUGUAGGAAAAGUACCUACCGGGUUCUGAUCAAGUGUUCGAGUUGUAAAAAACAGUACUUUUGUCUUGAUUGUAUUAAAGAAAGGUAUUUGGAACAGCAAGAAAUUAGGGGGGAAUGUCCUGUUUGCCGUAGAGCCUGUAGCUGUAGGAUCUGCAAGAGGAAUGAAUUGAAACCCAGCAGUCAUAAGGAAUUCUAUAGGCAUAAAAGGGAGGUUCAAAAAGUCCAGCUACUUUAUUAUCUGGUCCACCUUCUUCGUCCGAUACUGGAAAAAAUCAACGAAGAGCAGAGAAUUGAAGUAGAAAUGGAAGCAAAGAUAUUAGGAAAGGGGGAAUCUGACAUUCAGGUUCAGCAGGCUUCAGCAGGAGACGGAAAAUUAUAUCACUGUAGUAACUGCAACACCUCCAUUCUGGAUUACCACAGAAUCUGCUCUAAGUGUUCGUAUAGCCUUUGCUUAUAUUGCUGUCGGGAGUCCCGUCAUGGAAGCUUAACUGAAGAUUGUAAGUUUGAAGGUUCCAAUGAAGAACAAGCUUGUUCUUCUAAUUUUGAGAGACAAUCAAGGAUGAAUCAUACUAGCACCUCAAGGCAAAGUUUCUCGGGGAUACAUUACCCAUCUUCCAAGUCAUUCUCCAACUGUCAAGCUUGUGCUGAUGGCAGUAUAUCUUGCCCCCCUGCAGAAUAUGGUGGUUGUAGUGAUAGCUUCCUGGAUUUAAGAUGUGUAUUUCCCUACACUUGGAUCAAGGAGCUGGAAAUCAGUGCUGAAGCAAUAUUAUGCAGCUACAACAGUCAGGACACGGAACAUGAUUUUUCAUCUUGCUCACUAUGCAGGGGAAGUGAUCAUAAAGAUUCUGUUGUUAAUUCAUUCAUCGAAGUGGAUAAGAGACAAGAUUCGAGGGACAAGUUUCUCUAUUGUCCAUCUAUAAAGAAUCUCCGUGAGGAAAACCUUGAACACUUUCAGAAACACUGGGGUGAAGGUCAUCCUAUUAUAGUACGAAAUGUGCUUCGGAUUUCUUCUGAUUUGGCUUGGGAUCCUGUUGUUAUGUUCUGCACUUACCUUGAGAAAAGGUCAAAAUGUUCCCGGGAUAAAGAAGAAGCUAAGGCACAAAAUCACUCGGACUGGUGUGAGGUUGAAAUAGCUAGAAAGCAGAUAUUUAUGGGGUCCCUUGAAUGGCAAACACAUGCAACAAUGCAGCGUGAAAUGGUAAAAUUCAGAGCAUGGCUUUCUUCCCAUCUAUUCAAAGAACAGUUUCCUGCUCACCAUGCUGAGGUCUUGCGGGCUUUACCACUUCAAGAGUAUAUGAAUCCAAAAUCUGGUCUUCUAAAUCUAGCAGCUAAAUUGCCACCAGAAAUGCCAGAGGCUGAUUUAGGACCGUCAAUCUAUAUUUCCUAUGGUGGGCCUGAAGAACUAUUGCAAGCAGAAUUUAUCACUAACCUAGGUUGUGAAUCAUAUGAUGUGGUUAAUAUUCUUGCAAGUGCUACUGAUGUUCCUGCUUCCAAGGAACAAGUAAGAAAAAUAAAAUGUUUAAUGAAAAAUAAGAAGCCUCAAGAUCACAAGGAAUCUACCAGCUAUUCCAGUGAUCAGAAAGGAAAAUCCUCUCUGCAUAGUGGAGACACAGAAGAAUCCGGUCUGCAGGAUGCAACUGGAGGGCAGUUGCCUGAUGGUAUUGCUGAAGUACCUCUUGACUCUGGUGACUCACUAAGAGGUCAAAGGUAUGAAGACCAAGAUGGCAAUAUCUCCAGUGACAAUGAAAAUGACUCAGGAUUUGAGUCUGAUGUCUCACUGUUCUGCUCUGGGUCUGUUGAAAGAUAUGACGAUUCAGACAGUGAUUAUCUUUUUGAAGAAGUUGAUGGUGCAAAGAAAGAAGCAAAAACCUCUGGUGCUCAAUGGGACGUUUUCCGCAGACAAGACAUCCCAAAACUUCUAGAGUACCUCAAAAGGCAUUCUAGCGAGUUCACCUCCACGCGUGGUUAUUCCAGACAAGUUGUUCACCCAAUUCUUGAUCGAAGUUUCUUCUUUGAUUCAUUCCACAAAUUGAAGCUUAAGGAGGAAUUUGAUGUUCAACCCUGGACUUUUGAGCAACAUCUUGGAGAAGCUAUUAUCAUCCCUGCCGGAUGUCCAUAUCAAGUCAAACAACUUAAGUCAUGCAUCAAUAUUGUUUUGGACUUCAUCUCGCCUGAAAAUGUUGCUGAAUGUAUCCACAUAACUGAUGAAAUUCGUCUACUUCCUGAGCACCACAAAGCCAGGGGAAAAGUGCUGGAGGUGAAGAAAAUGGCUCUUUGUGGAAUCAAAAAUGCAAUUGCAGAAAUUCGCGACCUCACACAUACCAAGCAAUCCUCUUGACAACAACUUUGCAGGUUCGUGCUACAUGCUGCUAGGGAAUAGGUUGUAGUUCAUUUUUUCGACAAAGAAGAGGUGAAACAAAGGAGGGAUGAGUGGAUACUGAUGUUUAAGAUCCUCGUCAUUCGUCAACGAUUUUCUUAUGUAUAUAGCAGAAUCUGAAGAUGAAAUUCAAUUCAGAGAUCUGCCCAGCGGCAGAUUUAACACAUAAAAAUGUCAUGAAAACAUAUAUUCAAUAUUAAUUGUACAUGCUUUGUUAGGGAGUCCUUUC
Messenger RNA from Lycium barbarum (goji berry), 3796 nucleotides. Its product is annotated as lysine-specific demethylase JMJ28. Gene Ontology annotation, cellular component: histone deacetylase complex; chromatin. Lineage: Eukaryota; Viridiplantae; Streptophyta; Magnoliopsida; Solanales; Solanaceae. The coding region runs from base 514 to 3528 and encodes 1004 amino acids. The record is from RefSeq and is a predicted model, not a curated record. The transcript is spliced from 13 exons. Gene Ontology annotation, molecular function: chromatin DNA binding; transcription coregulator activity; histone H3K9 demethylase activity. Gene Ontology annotation, biological process: regulation of transcription by RNA polymerase II.